Vitis vinifera (wine grape) is the source of this 2512-nucleotide messenger RNA. RefSeq names its product oligopeptide transporter 3. Gene Ontology annotation, molecular function: oligopeptide transmembrane transporter activity. The record is from RefSeq and is a predicted model, not a curated record. The coding region runs from base 54 to 2300 and encodes 748 amino acids. Gene Ontology annotation, biological process: transmembrane transport. The transcript has 6 exons. NCBI's taxonomy places the organism in Eukaryota, Viridiplantae, Streptophyta, Magnoliopsida, Vitales, Vitaceae.
CUCUGAAAAUUUAUACUCACUCUCAGACUCUCAGUCUCAGCUGUCUAUCUUCAAUGGCGUCGACCAAGAACGAAGGCGGGGGUCGUACGGACAUCCCUACGACGAACGGAAAGGAGGCGACACAGGCCCCGGAGGGGGAGAGGACUCCGGUGGAGGAGGUGGCGCUGGUGGUGCCGGAGACCGACGACCAAACACUUCCUGUGAUGACUUUCCGAGCAUGGUUUCUGGGAAUCAUUUCAUGUUCUCUCCUCAUAUUUCUCAACACCUUCUUCUCCUACCGCACGCAGCCGCUCACCAUAUCCGCCAUUCUCAUGCAAAUUGCGGUGCUGCCCGUCGGAAAAUUCAUGGCUUCGACUCUUCCAAGGAGGGAGUUCAAGGUUUUCGGGUGGGGUUUCAGCUUGAACCCUGGGCCGUUCAACAUGAAGGAGCAUGUAAUCAUCACCGUAUUUGCUAACUGUGGGGUGUCUUAUGGUGGGGGUGACGCGUACUCGAUCGGCGCCAUUACUGUCAUGAAGGCUUACUACAAGCAGAGCUUGAACUUCCUCUGUGGUCUCCUCAUAGUCUUGACUACUCAGAUAUUGGGAUAUGGAUGGGCCGGGAUGCUGAGGAAGUACCUGGUUGAACCUGCUGAAAUGUGGUGGCCUUCAAACCUCGCCCAGGUUUCUCUCUUUAGGGCACUGCAUGAGAAAGAAUCAAAGUCAAAGGGCCUGACCCGGAUGCAAUUUUUCCUUCUUUUCUUGAUGGCAAGCUUUUUUUACUAUGCCCUUCCUGGAUAUCUAUUCCCAAUCUUAACAUUCUUCUCCUGGGUCUGCUGGGUUUGGCCUCAUAGUAUAACAGCACAGCAAAUUGGAUCAGGUUACCAUGGACUUGGGGUGGGUGCCUUCACACUAGACUGGGCAGGGAUAUCGGCUUAUCAUGGCAGCCCCCUGGUCACACCCUGGUUUUCCAUUCUCAAUGUUGGGGCUGGCUUCAUCAUGUUCAUUUAUAUAAUUGUGCCAGUGUGUUACUGGAAGUUUAACACCUUUGAUGCUCGAAAAUUCCCCAUUUUCUCUAAUCAGCUCUUCACUUCUACUGGGCACAAAUACGAUACCAACAAGAUCUUGACCCCACAGUAUGACCUUAACAUUGCUGCUUAUGAUGGUUAUGGAAAACUCUAUCUUAGCCCCCUGUUUGCCCUCUCAAUUGGGUCGGGUUUUGCACGAUUCACCGCAACCCUCACUCAUGUGGCCCUGUUUCAUGGCAGGGAUAUCCUGAGGCAGAGCAAAUCAGCAAUCCACAAUGCCAAAAUGGACGUCCAUGCGAGGUUGAUGAAAAACUACAAACAAGUACCCGAAUGGUGGUUUCUCAUCUUAUUGAUAGGGAGCAUUGCUCUGUCAAUCAUAAUGUGUUUUGUGUGGAAAGAGGAUGUGCAGCUGCCAUGGUGGGGGAUGCUGUUUGCCUUUGGCUUGGCUUGGAUUGUGACACUCCCUAUUGGAGUCAUUCAAGCAACUACCAACCAGCAACCUGGAUAUGAUAUUAUAGCACAGUUCAUAAUAGGGUAUGUCCUACCAGGAAAGCCCAUUGCCAACCUGCUUUUCAAGAUUUAUGGGCGAAUCAGCACUGUUCAUGCCCUGUCUUUCUUGUCUGAUCUUAAACUUGGGCACUACAUGAAGAUUCCGCCCCGGUGCAUGUACACAGCUCAGCUGGUGGGGACACUGGUUGCUGGUACUGUCAACCUUGCGGUUGCCUGGUGGAUGUUGGGGAGUAUUGAGAACAUCUGUGACGUCGAAACUCUCCAUCCUGACAGCCCCUGGACAUGUCCUAAAUUCCGGGUGACGUUUGAUGCUUCUGUUAUAUGGGGUCUGAUAGGACCACGGAGGCUGUUUGGACCUGGAGGGCUUUACAGGAACCUGGUAUGGCUGUUCCUCAUUGGAGCUGUCUUGCCAGUCCCAGUCUGGGUGAUGAGCAAAAUCUUCCCGGAAAAGAAAUGGAUUCCUUUGAUAAACAUACCGGUUAUAUCUUAUGGCUUUGCUGGUAUGCCACCGGCAACUCCCACCAACAUAGCUAGCUGGCUCAUCACCGGAGCCAUCUUCAACUACUUUGUGUUCCGGUACCACAAGAGAUGGUGGCAGAAAUACAACUAUGUUCUGUCUGCAGCAUUGGAUGCUGGGACUGCAUUCAUGGGAGUUCUUUUGUUCUUUGCUCUGCAGAAUGAGAAUCAUAAUUUGAAGUGGUGGGGAACAAAAUUGGAUCACUGCCCUUUGGCAACAUGCCCAACUCAACCAGGUAUCGUUGUUGAAGGGUGUCCGGUUUUCCAGUAACCAUGUAGCGCCAAAGAUUUGGAUACAAUGUAGAAGAAGGAUGCUAGGGCUGGUAAUAAAAGGAAUUGAACCAACCACUUGGCAUUUUUGGAAAUGCUUGUGAAAGAGAGGGUCAUCCUCUUUAUCAUCAUAUCUAUGUCAGUUAAUAUUUGAUUGCUGGUAAAUGCUCAUAUGUAAGCUAGUGAAUAAGAAGCUACCACCCUCUACCUCCA